UAAAAACAUAAUCUCAGCUUAACUAUAUAUCUAAAGCCAUAAAAAUUUGCUGUCAAAAGACUAAAUUUUAAAAGUUAAACAAAUUGGCUUAAACAAAAGACUAAUUUAAAUAUGCAGCAAGAAUAAUACUUAAAAAUUAUUAGCUAAGUAGAGAAAUAGCUUCAAGUACUUCUUUAAAAAAAAUGCGACCUUUUGUUUCGAAAGUUUGUACCUAAUUCAAGCAGUGAUGAGCUAGAUUUGAAUUAAAUACCAUUACAGUUGAGACAAUUUUCAAAUGCAGAAAGAAUGGAUUUUAUGAGCAUGUUUAAUAAAUAUCAUGAAGAAACAUAAUGUCAAAGAAUAUCAAAAAAGGAUUUCGAAAAAACAAUCUUAUAACAUAUUCUUACCAAGAAUGAUAAAUCUUUUAAACAAUAUCUUUAUAACUUAGUAUUUGACGAUGAUAUAAAGUUGAUUGAUGGAGAAUUGAAAAACUUUAAACAAAGUGUCAAAGUAAUUAAAUCAGACUAAAAAGAGAAUAAAGAGCCUUCUUAUAACCAAAAAUAAUCUGAAGCAGCUGUAUCAUAGCACAACCUUAGAAUAUCACCUAAGAAAAUCUGUACAAUCACUAUUGAUGAGCCACAAAAUACUCCGUAGUAUAAAACAUAAGAAUAAAUUGAAUAGAAGAAAGGAUUUAAGUAGUAGUAAUAUCAAACAAAUUUGUAAUCCGAAAUCAAAAAAGAAAUAAAUCAGAUAUCAAACAGAAGAUUUAGUAGCAAUAUAAUGAAUCAUGGUUAAUAUGUUUAGGGUUAGAAAUAAAAUAAGAAUUAAGUUUAAGUAAAGCAAAGAUCUGUUUCUCCAAUUAAAAGGAGCAACACAAGGUCAAAAUCACCAAUUAAAUAAAGCAAUGAAAAUUUAGGAUACUCAGAUAUUUAUAAGAUGAAAAAGAACCUUUAGGAGUAAUAAAAAUAACUUUAAUAAUAAAUAUUACCACCUCAAUAAACAUAAUCUAAUAAGUUAAAUUAUAAAUAUCCAACAUAGAGUUAAAAAAAGCUAGAGAGGUUUAAAUAAGGAAUAUUAGAUAAUAUAAUCUAGCAGAAAACAAAUAGUUUUAAAAUGAAUAUAUACAACAACGUAAAAUGA
Molecule: messenger RNA, 1119 nt
Organism: Tetrahymena thermophila SB210
Lineage: Eukaryota; Ciliophora; Oligohymenophorea; Hymenostomatida; Tetrahymenidae
Exons: 5
Source: RefSeq, a predicted model, not a curated record